AGCAGAACAGAAACAAAAAACAAAAUAAGACGAAGAAGCAAAAAAGAAACAGAUCCACCGAAGAAGCAGAACAGAAACAAAAGGAAGAAGAAGACGAAGAAGCAAAAAAGAAGAAGAAGAAGAAAGGGGUUAAGCCGGUGAAGACGGCGACAGCGGCGUAUCAAAUCCACCGUUCGAAAUGGGUUGGAAAGCGGCUCAGAAACUCAUUAGGCAUUGGAAGAUUGUCAGAGGAGAUAAUGUUAUGAUUAUAAGGGGCAAAGACAAAGGUGAGACGGGUCUUAUUAAGCGUGUAAUUCGCUCGCAGAAUCGGGUUAUUGUUGAGGGCAAGAAUUUGGUAAAGAAACAUAUUAAACAAGGGCAAGGUCAUGAAGGUGGGAUCUUUACAGUUGAAGCACCACUGCAUGCGUCAAAUGUUCAAGUUGUUGAUCCAGUGACUGGGAAGCCUUGUAAGGUAGGAACUAGGUAUCUUGAAGAUGGCAGUAAAGUAAGAGUAUCUAGAGGUUUGGGAGCAUCUGGUUCCAUAAUACCUCGUCCAGAGAUCUUGAAGAUAAGGACAACGCCGAGGCCUACAGUUGCUGGUCCCAAGGAUACGCCAAUGGAUCUCGUGCUGGAGAAGACUUACGAUUCUAAAACAGGGAUGGGCAUGCCAAGCCUCUAGGAAAACUAUUUUCUUGCUCAAAUAUCUGGGGAGACAUUAAACUCAAAGAUGUUGCAGAACUUACGAGUUCAUGUUAGUUCUCUUUUAUAUGGUGAAUGAUUGAGAACUCUGCUACCUCUUUGUUAUUAUUGAACCGAUGAAGUCUAUGUUCAAUGGCCGGAAUGCUUUUCAA
Molecule: messenger RNA, 830 nt
Organism: Quercus robur (English oak)
Lineage: Eukaryota; Viridiplantae; Streptophyta; Magnoliopsida; Fagales; Fagaceae
Exons: 6
Coding region: 179-658 (159 amino acids)
Biological process (GO): translation
Cellular component (GO): ribosome; mitochondrion
Molecular function (GO): RNA binding; structural constituent of ribosome
Source: RefSeq, a predicted model, not a curated record